AUGGUCGGUGGACGCCGUUUAGUUUUUUUGGUGGGUGGUGUGAUGGGUCCCGGGACCAUUAGUGGGCCAAUUCGAGAAUGGAAGUUCUGUUUGUCUUGCUCCUACGAGGCCAGGCCCAGGGACUUCCUGGGGGGAAAAUGUAAAGCUAAUGCUAUCAUGUAUCAAGGUGAUGCCGAAGACCGCGCGAUACCGGGGACCCUGAUUCGAGAACUGGUGGCAAGAGUCAAGACGCUAUGGUACCUAGUAUCGGUUCCUCAGCUUGUCAUCGUACGACGGGAAGAAGCGAGAAAAGUCUUUCCCCAGACGAUUGUCAUGUCGCAAAGUGCUGCACACAAAGUCCCCGUCGGUCCCCUAGUCCCCUCAAUUCAAGCGCACCAAGAGAGAGACCCGCUGAGUGCGGAGCGGAGCGGAGCCGAUCGUCAUUCAGGGUCGUCAAUGUCUGGAUAA
Molecule: messenger RNA, 447 nt
Organism: Fusarium graminearum PH-1
Lineage: Eukaryota; Fungi; Ascomycota; Sordariomycetes; Hypocreales; Nectriaceae
Exons: 4
Coding region: 1-447 (148 amino acids)
Source: RefSeq, a predicted model, not a curated record